GUAUAAUGCACAAAGCACAGAUUCACACUCAAACGAUGCUCGUCCGAACGUGGUGUGGUGCUAAAAUAGCAUGCCCUCCAUCCGAACCAAGUCCCCAGGGUGCGCCGUUGUUGAAGCCGUAUUCGCAUCGAUGCAACGCAGGUGUGAGUGCGACCCAGACUCACACUCGUUGUUGAAGCCGCAUUCGCAUCGAUGCAACGCAGGUGUGAGUGCGACCCAGACUCACACUCGUUCUUGAAGCCUCAUUCGCAUCGAUGCGACGCAGGUGUGAGUGCGACCUAGACUCACACUCAAUGAAGUCAAAAGUGAGUCGGAUGCAGCUGACGCACCUGACUAAUUGCAGACUCUGAAUCGAAUUUGGUCCAUGAAUCAAAAGCGAGUGUGUCUAUUUCGGUUCAUUUUUGGGUUUUUUUUUUUAAUAAAAUGGACAGGACACGACUCGGGACCUCGCCCUUUGCCGCUGCGUUCUCUCUCUCUCCUCCGAUCGUCUCUUCCACGGGCUCCGUCCGGCGACGGGCGUCCGCCCCCACCCCCCAUGAACCAUCGGCGGCAUCCCUUUUCACAAAUAAUGAGCUUCUGCUACGUGAAAGCCACACAUUUUGCAACAGUAAUGUUCAUUAGCUCUUAAAAUGUGUUAAUGAAAACCGGCACUUGCUUGAUGGUUACUUGAGAGUUGAGAAACAUAUAGUGUUAAAUUGCUAAUGCAGGGUGACAGUGUCAUCAUUGCUCUUCUUCUCCUGGUUUCAGUUAUGCUACAUUGAGAAACAUUGUCGAGCAUCCUCUCUGCUGUUUCUUAUUUCUUUUGUUUUAUAUUGAUGAAGUGAAUAUUUAUUCCCUUACUGGAUGUCAUUAUGAGUCUAUGAAACUAUGCAGGAAAUUUAGUAUUAUGAAUCUGGUUGUGUAAUGUGUACUUGUAUUAUUCGAGUGCAUGUGCAUUAAUUUUUUUGAGAUGUGCAACGCCGGCACCUGCACCGCACCACACAUCUUGGUGACAUUGCAUCCGGAUCUUCACCUGAGCUUGGUUCGUAAACCCUAAACACAGCUCCGCAGGGCCUCUCCUAUUCCCUCUCCUGCCAACAGACAAGAGGUUGAGUUUGGUGUGAACGAUGGUGUGGAGAAUGGACGAAGCCGAUAGAGAGGGGGUGAGUCAAGUGAAUGCUGAGGAAGAGGAAGCGUCCUCCAGCGGGUACAGGUUGGUUCCUUGGCAGAGCUGGGAAGAGUGGAACGUGAUCAGAGAAAAACUCCUAUCUUCCUCUCCAGAGUCCGUUCGAGUCGCGCUCAACAGGAUUAAGGCAUGGGAAAGUCGCGGCUGCCUACCGAUUCCGGUGGCAAUUACGGCUGAAAUGGUUGAGGCACGGCUAACUGAUCCGUAUUUCAGAAAGGAUGUGCCGAGCAGUGGGUUAAAUUCAGAAAAGAUGCUUUCCUUGUUAUACUCAAUGGCAAUCAUGAGGCUUGUAAAUGGCUUUGUUGAUCAGUCGCUAGAUGGUACGAAGAAAAGGAUGUCUAUUGCAAAGGCUGCUGAAAAAAUUGGGCUGCCAAGAAUGCUAAUUGAUAUACGACAUGAAUCUUCACAUCGUGGACUUCCAUCACUUCAGUUGCUCCGUUUGGCUAUUGAUAAGGCUCUGAAUUGGCUCCAGGAUUACUAUUGGGAACGUCAGUUGAAAGCAAUGCUUGACAUUUUCAAGGGCAUCAAUUCUUCAUUGUGUAAGAUGGCUCAGUGCAUGAAAGUGAAGAAGGUCAAAGUGAAGAAAGAGAGAAUAGCAACAGUGGAUGGAACAGAAUCUUCAUCCAAGAUGAUAGGUAAUCUAUGCUUCCGCGAGGUCAGGCUGCUACGCCCAGAGUACGAAUUCCAUGUCUCUCCAUGUGACCAGAAUCAACCAGCCUCUUCAACGUAUUCCUAAUGGUAGGAAACGAUCUGGUUGCCAGGGAGAGGAUGCCAGUUUACUGCAAUUGAAACAAGCUAUUAUGACUUUGGAAAAAUCUUUUUGGCUACCUCUUACCCUCCGUCAUGAUUGUAUUUUUGAAGUGUGAUCUUCUUGAAAGUAGAAAGCAUAAUGUACAGAACUUGACAGGCUGGUUCUGCAUCAACAAGUAAUGAGCCAGGCUGGAAUCUGCUGAAGAUGAUGCAUGACAAUCUCCCAACUGCAUCUGCCGGCGUAUGCAUUGCACACAGUCCCUUUUAUGUAAAAUUCUUGCUUUACUUCCAUCCUGACUGUGCCUGCCUCAAGGGGCAUAGCGUAGCUGGUUGAGCUAGGGGCCUGUACUAAGGCAGGUCUCUAGUUCGAUUCUCGUGGGUGUUAUGUUCCUGUGUCUUAAGGCGGUAGGGCGCGACAUAUAAGCUGAAGGGUGCACCGUUGCUAUCGCUGACACCGACGCAGCUCAGGACCCCGGAGGCAGGGGGAAUGGGGGGGCCUUCGGGCCUUUUUCGGGCGGUGGGAUUAAUACCCCUUGCUCACCCGGACUGUGCCUGCUGAUUUGUCUCCAAUGUCUUUUUGUGUAGAACGUAACAGGUUCAUGUUAUUUUAUUUUUUCCAUUUGUUAUACAAAGAACUUGACUGUAACCAAAUGUGCCCAAGAAUCAAUCACAUAAGGCUUCCUUUCUGGUCUCUC
Molecule: messenger RNA, 2610 nt
Organism: Nymphaea colorata (pocket water lily)
Lineage: Eukaryota; Viridiplantae; Streptophyta; Magnoliopsida; Nymphaeales; Nymphaeaceae
Exons: 8
Coding region: 1107-1901 (264 amino acids)
Biological process (GO): maturation of 5.8S rRNA; maturation of LSU-rRNA
Cellular component (GO): preribosome, large subunit precursor; Las1 complex
Molecular function (GO): endonuclease activity
Source: RefSeq, a predicted model, not a curated record